CAUUAAGUGUGCUUUAAAUUUUAGUUAAGCUUUUGAAUAUUUUGCCACUUCUCUUGCAACUUAGAAAUGUUAUGUAAUUCAAUAUUCUCAUUUAUGAACGAUUCACGAUGACCAAGUGUCACUGUUACGGCGUUUAUAAACUCAUAGGCUCACACAUGUGUAGGAUAAAUACUCAACAAUAAGUUAUUACACUUUGUUUUGUCCUCCCCACCCUUUUAUUCUGAAUUGCAGAAACAAUUGUGACAUCAGAUGAAUGUUAUUUAUUUAAGAAAAUGGCUACAUUACUUUAUGCCUUGCAUUUGUGUUACUUUGACUGAUGUUGGCGUGCUCAAGUCAAACCACACAUCCCAGUGUAUCUUUGUCAGGCAAAGCCUAUAGGAAGUAUUAGCAUAUUAAGUACAAGUGCAGGGCAAGAAUGUCUUUUAGUCAUUCUAUUCUGUGUUAGCUAUAAAUAGACUUGUGUGCUGGUAUUAUGCAUAUUAUGAAAUACAAAACUUCUCUUCCAAGUUUCUCUCUCUCUUCUCUAACUGAUUUUCCCUCUCUUUCUCUCUCUAAACUCUGUCUCUCUCUCCUGAUCUGAUCUCUCUCUCUCUCAUUUCUACAUCUCUCUGCCCUAAUUCAUCUCUAUCUAGCUAUAAUCUACUGUUCUGUUACUUGCUUUGCUGCUAUUUCAGUUCAUAAACUCAGAAAACACCAAAAAUAUACAAAAACAGCUUUGUCAUACAUUGAAGGCAUGACAAAUUGGUAUCAGAGCUCUCAAAAUCGAUCCAGCCACUGCUUCUAUCAUACUGUGCUACUCAAAACGACUGGAGCGGUUGUGGAAUCACUGUAAUCGCAUAAGUAAAUCUGUAGAAUUGAUCAAAACAAUCCAGAUUGUGUUGCUGUUGGAGAAGUAAUUGAGACAAUUCAGUGAAACUGAAGUUAUCUGUGAAGCAUGAUGAAGGACAUGGUAGUUUAUGAAGGUGUGGACACUGAAUUUGAUAAGGCUGUGUUAGGACUCAGGCAACAGCUUAAAGAUGAUGAAGAAGCUCUAGAACAGAAGAUUGUAAAGCUGGAGUCUAGUAUUGCAGUGGCAAGACAACUGAUGGAGAGAUUCCUGAAAACAAAAGUUAAUAAAGCUAAGAAUCAAGCAACACUGGGUAGCACAAGAAAUGUGCAAGGUUUACAACAUCUUAAGCUCACUUUCCCUAAGUUCAGUGAAGGUGAUGAUGUGGAAGACUGGUUACAGGACUGUAAUCAGUACUUUGAGGUAUUUGGAGUCAAUGAGAGAAAGAAAGUGACAGUUGCAGGAAUGCAUUUGGAAGGAACUGCCAGGAGUUGGUACCACAUCUACUCCCUUCAUAAUUCCAUUUGUGAGUGGAAAAACUUUGCUGAACAGUUUACUCAGAGAUUUGGAAAAGGCAAGCAAGAAUGGCUGGUGGAAAGGUUCAAAAAACUAAAACAGACUAAGUCAAUGGAGCAAUACUACACUGAAUUUGAAGGAUUGGUGGGGCAACUGAAAGAAAAGAUACCCUCUCUGACAGAGGAGUAUUUCUUAGAAAGUUUCAUUGGGGGAAUGCAGGCUGAAGUGCAGCAAGUUCUCAGGAUAUUGACUCCUAAAUCUAGAGAAGAAGCUUAUAAGAAAGCUAAGUAUUUAGAACAGACCAGAAGGGGUCAGCAAGGGAAUAGUAGCCAACUAAAAACCUCAGCUAAGGAGAGCCAGGCUGUGAGCCAGGCUGCAGCUCAAGGAAACCUAGAGGUACUUGAAGCAAGUACAGGGCAAGACACAGAAAUAAAUAAGGAUGAGGUGGCUACCACAGUAGAAACAAUCACUCCUGAGGAGGGACAGACUCAGAAGCAACAGAUAGAAGUGUCUGUACAUGCCAUUGAGGGCCUUAAAGGGAGUCAAACAAUCACUCUGACUGGGUAUAAGAAUAAGAAGCAGUUCUCUAUUCUGGUAGAUGGUGGCAGCACCCAUAGUUUUUUAGAUGAAAAGACUGCUGCACAACUAAAAUGUGAGCUGGUUAAAACUAAACCUCUGAAAGUAAUGGUUGCCAAUGGGAAUCAGCUGGUUAGUCAUUAUGAAUGUCAAGGAUUUUCUUGGAAUAUUGGCAAAUACAGGUUUAAUACCCCUGUGAAAACCUUGCCAAUGGGAAGCUAUGACCUGGUGUUAGGGGUAGAUUGGCUGGGAUCUCUAGGUCCUGUGACAUUUGAUUUCAAGAAACUAGAGAUGAGAUUUCAGAAAGGAGAAGAAAUGAUUGUGCUGCAAGGAAACCAAGGGUCUGAUAAACCCAGGCUGCACCAAAUGACUGCUGACCAGUUUGUGAGGAGUUGUCAGAGGCAAGAACAUGGACUCUUGUUUAUUCUGGAUGUGGUUCACCAGCCAGCAGGAUCCCUACUCUCUCUUCAGUCAGAUGAUGGGAACAACAACUCAGAGGGGAAUAAGAAGCAGCUCCACAAUUUAUUGGAGGAGUACAGUGACAUCUUUAAAGCCCCUGAAGGGUUGCCUCCUGAGAGACAAAUAGAGCAUUCAAUUGACUUAAAAGAAGGCUCACAACCUUUUUCUAUAAGGCCUUAUAGGAACUCUUAUAACCAGAAAAAUGAGAUUGAAAAACUGGUGGCUGAAAUGCUAGAAUCUGGUAUAAUCAGACCUAGUAGCUCACCUUUUGCAUCUCCUAUAUUACUGGUAAAGAAGAAGGAUGGCAGCUGGAGAUUCUGCAUUGACUACAGGAAGCUCAAUUCAAUGACUAUAAAGAACAAGUUUCCAAUUCCACUAAUUGAAGAGUUGCUAGAUGAGCUUCAUGGAGCUAAGUACUUCACCAAGCUAGAUUUAAGAGCUGGAUACCACCAAGUCAGAAUGAAAGAAAGGGAUGUAGAGAAGACAGCAUUCAGAACUCAUUUGGGGCAUUAUGAAUUCACUGUGAUGCCCUUUGGCCUCACCAAUGCCCCUGCCACCUUUCAGAGCUUAAUGAAUGAAGUUUUCAGGCCUUACUUGAGGAGUUUUACUCUGGUCUUCUUUGAUGAUAUCUUGGUCUACUCUAAGACCAAGGAAGAUCAUUUGGUACACUUAAAGAAGGUCUUCCAGUUGAUGAGGCAAAACACUCUAUUUGCUAAGCAAUCUAAAUGUGACUUCAUGACUACUAAAGUAGCUUACUUAGGACAUGUCAUUUCACAACAAGGGGUAGCUGUGGAUCAAGCUAAGGUUGCUGACAUGGUCUCCUGGCCUCUGCCUCAGAACUUAAAAGCAUUAAGAGGAUUUUUGGGCCUGACUGGCUACUACAGGAAAUUUGUGCAGCACUAUGGAACUAUAGCCAGGCCUCUGACAGAUUUAUUGCAGAAGGAUAGCUUUCAUUGGAGUGAAGAAGCUACUAAAGCAUUUCAGGCUCUCAAGAAUGCCAUGGCUAGUACUCCUGUAUUGAGGUUACCAGAUUUCAGUAAAGAAUUCACCAUUGAAUCUGAUGCUUGUAAUACUGGCAUAGGUGCUGUAUUGACUCAAGAGGGCCAACCACUAGCUUAUUUCAGCAAGGCAUUGGGGAUAAAAGGACAAGCAAUGUCUACCUAUGAAAAGGAAUUGAUGGCCUUAGUAGCAGCAGUGAAGAAGUGGUCUUCCUACCUAAUGGACAAGCAUUUUACUAUUAAGACUGAUCACUGGUCUCUAAAGUACUUGACUGAUCAAAAGAUCAGUAAUCUGUUGCAGCAGAAAUGGAUCAGCAAGUUAUUAGGCUAUGACUACACUAUUGUGUACAGGAAGGGAAAGGAGAACACUGUAGCUGAUGCAUUGUCCAGAAGAUUUGAGGAUGAGUCAAGUGGAGGUGUUGAUAACCAUGAGGACAUGGCUGCUGUUAAGGGGGAAGGAUUGUCAGGCAAAGCCUAUAGGAAGUAUUAGCAUAUUAAGUACAAGUGCAGGGCAAGAAUGUCUUUUAGUCAUUCUAUUCUGUGUUAGCUAUAAAUAGACUUGUGUGCUGGUAUUAUGCAUAUUAUGAAAUACAAAACUUCUCUUCCAA
Messenger RNA from Daucus carota subsp. sativus, 3983 nucleotides. RefSeq lists its product as uncharacterized. The transcript has 2 exons. Bases 935 to 3865 code for a protein of 976 amino acids. Lineage: Eukaryota; Viridiplantae; Streptophyta; Magnoliopsida; Apiales; Apiaceae. The record is from RefSeq and is a predicted model, not a curated record.